AUGCCGCGAGACCGCGAACGGCUAUUCAACGAAGCAAGAAAAACCAGGUGCUCAGGCUCCAGCGACAGUCGACGAUCAUCAACGACCGUUGACGAGAAUGGCUGCAUCAUCACCAGAGGUUUCGUGAUCCCCAGCCGCUCGUCUUCACAAUCCUCACUUGCAAGAAGCACCACUUCCUCCUUCGAAAUCCCAAGCACUCCGCUCUCACCAAUGGAGCCUCCGACACCAGGCUUCGCGCGGCCGAAGCCGAUUGAAAGCGCUCUGCGCACAAGCACAUCAGCCAUCUCGCUGUCGCGCGCAGUUCAUGGCGUAACGCUCUCCAGUCGCCCGGAGCCAGAACGCCGACAGACAUGGCAAUCUAUGGGCAGCUCAAGCGCAUCAAACAGUCGCUGGAAUGACGAUGACCUCCUAGCCACGACGUGCAGUUCUCAGUCUGGGCAGAACUUCCAAGUCCCUCAAGGCCCGCAAGUCGUUGCUCCAGCGCGCACAAAGACGAAACGCUCUCGUCCGCCUCCACCGAAGACAACGACUAACUUCCGUCGCGUCAGAAGCGAGCAGAGCAAUUUGCAACAGCUUGUAGCGCGAGAAAGCGGGAAGGAGAGAUCAAAGUCGACUCACGUGGCCUUGGAUCGCUACGACAAAAAGGCUCACAAUGAGCCUGCAGUCAAAAUCGUCGCCCCCGAGCAAGCUGAUGAUGCUAUUGCAUCCGACAGCGAGGACGACAAUAUCGCAUCUGACGGUUUGUUGCGGAGCAUGACCAUUCGACGUAACCGUCUCGGUUACGCAACACGUCGUGCGAUGACUGACGAGAAAAAUGCUGCUCUUAUGCAGCAGGUACAACUUGCACCAACGCCAGCGAAUCUCUACUCCGCAAUCGACACGCCCAUUGCGGACGCUUCGGAUGCUGGAGCAGACCUGGUCAAGGUCUCACAAAAGCUGGAGCUCGUUUCUGCAAGCCUCGCCGACAAUGCCAUCGCAUCUGACAGCGAGGAUGACGACUAUACCUGCAAAGGCGAUCCGAAAAUGACAGCUGCACUCAGACAAGCAGCCUUGCACCGUGAGCGCAACGUUGCCAUACAUGUCUCUCACGAUGGCUUGCACGACGAGCCUGCACUGGAGCUUCAGAAGCGCUCAAUGUCUGACGCAGCAGUCGCCGUCCGUCUUGCCGAGCCUAGCAGUAACUCCCCUCACAAGCGCAACUUCUCGACAGGCAGUGCUACUGUCAGACUGUUACCACCCAAUGCGUCUGUCUCCAAGUCCAGCGAUGUCGACGACCUCGAGACUCCAAUCGAAGUUAAGACCUACGAUACCAGCUCAGCUCUUGCUAUGAGAUCUCUGCGACCAUCGAGGACAAGGCCGAAACCUGCCAAGGGAGUACUGAAAAAGAGUGGAUCACCUCCAUCAACAGGCGCUUCUACAACCGAAUGCUCGCCUACGAAAAAAGUCCAGACACGCAACAGAAGUGGAAGCGGUGAAGUUGUAGGGGGCAUGGUGCGCCCGAAGUCUCCGCCGAGAAUGACUGCCGACGGUGUCUUCAGACCAGGACAGGUCACGGCGGCUGAAAUGAGGAGGCUGACUGAAGCUGCUGAUAUCUUUCAGUGA
Molecule: messenger RNA, 1602 nt
Organism: Cercospora beticola
Lineage: Eukaryota; Fungi; Ascomycota; Dothideomycetes; Mycosphaerellales; Mycosphaerellaceae
Source: RefSeq, a predicted model, not a curated record